Alternaria arborescens is the source of this 1611-nucleotide messenger RNA. RefSeq lists its product as hypothetical. NCBI's taxonomy places the organism in Eukaryota, Fungi, Ascomycota, Dothideomycetes, Pleosporales, Pleosporaceae. Gene Ontology annotation, molecular function: acyltransferase activity. The record is from RefSeq and is a predicted model, not a curated record. Bases 1 to 1611 code for a protein of 536 amino acids. The transcript is spliced from 3 exons.
AUGCCGUCCUCCAACAUCCCCGUGAUCAUCGGCGUUGGCGACAUCAAGAACCGCUCAACUGCCGUCACGGACGCGAAAGAGCCCGCAACAUUGAUGCUUGAAGCCAUUCAAAAGGCCAUCAGCGACACUUCGUCUACUUCGAAUACCAAUCUCCAGUCAGCGAUCGACAGCGUCGAUGUCGUCAAGACAUGGACUUGGCCAUACCCGGAUCUGCCAGGGCUUCUGGCAGAGAAGCUGGGGAUUGAACAGAAACUAAAGUGGAAAAGAUAUUCCGAGCAUGGAGGUGACAAGCCAGGGAAGCUCCUCGACGAAGCGGCGAAAAGGAUUGCGAAAGGCGAAUGUAAAGUCGCGAUUGUAACUGGGGGUGAGGCGUUAGCUUCGUUAUCAGCAUGCGCAGCUGCAAAGAAGCUUCCUCCGCCAGGCUGGACAGCGCCGUCUGAAGCCGUAGAUUCGGUCUUCACUCCAACAGGCCGUGACCUAGGAAAUAGUGCAGUGUCCUCUCUUUGGCAAACACUCUCCUCUACUGACUCUUGCGAAGACCUUGGCGCUAUUCAUAGGAUUGGUGCACCAAUACAUGUUUAUCCACUUUACGAGAACGCAUUCCGUGCGCAUCGCGGCCAGACACCAAACGCAAACCACCAAGAGAGCGCAAAGUUGUAUGCCGAGUUCUCCGAAGUUGCGAAGAAUAAUGAAUAUGCAUGGAAUUACGGAAGUUCAAGUAGUGAAGAAGAGAUUGGGACGGUUGGGAAAAGGAACAGAAUGAUAUGUCAUCCUUAUCCCCUGCUUAUGAAUGCUUUCAACACGGUCAACCUCGCCUCUGCCAUUAUUCUUACUUCAACUUCUUUCGCCAAAGAACUAGGGGUAUCAGAGUCAAAAUGGAUAUAUCCACUUGGUGGCGCAGGAACGAAGGAUGCGGACGAGUUCUGGAAAAGACCGAACUUCUACUCCUCGCCUAGCAUUGCGCGUUCUAUUGAUGCAAGCUUGAAGGUUUCUGGCGUAAGCAAGGAAGAGAUGGAUAUCGUUGACAUCUACUCGUGUUUUCCGAUCGUUCCUAAAAUUGCCGCGCAGCAUCUAGGGCUACCUGUUGUUGGUGGUGACAAACCAUUGACGAUACUUGGCGGUCUGACGUCGUUUGGUGGAGCUGGCAACAACUAUUCAAUGCACGCGCUCACUGAGAUGACAAGACAGCUAAGAAACGGUAAAGGCCGCAGGGGAUUGGUGCUCUGCAAUGGCGGUGUUCUGAGCUAUCAGUACGUCGUGAUCUUAUCGAAAGAGCCCAGGAAAGAAGGAGCUUAUCCCACAGAGAACCCGCUUCCACCACAGAUCACCGAUGUUCCUGCGCCAGAGCUUGCCUCUAAUGCAGAGGGUGAGGCUGUCGUCGAGACGUAUACCGUAGAGUUCAAUCGCGACGGCAGUCCGCUUCGAGGCCACAUUAUCGGUCGCUUGAAGAACAGUAACAAACGCUUCCUUGCGAAUCAUGGAGACGAUACCACAAUGCUACAGAUGUCUAGCGGGGCAGGAGAAGUUGUUGGUAAAAGUGGAUGGGCGUGGCAAGAUCCGGAAAAGAAAGGAAGGUCGCUCUUUGCAUUCGCAAAACCAGCAAAGCUGUAA